AAGUCUGAAAAUAUGGAAUGCCUUGUUCGGCGACUAGUUGAGGAUUACCCAAAUCUUCUGGUACAUCAAAACAACGACGGGUACAACCCAAUACAUAUGGCAGUUAGAGACUUCACGCAUCAACUGGCUGAAUACAUGAUCUCUGCCUGCAUCGGUAGUAAGACGCCAUCUGCUAAGAAAAGCCUUGAUAGAGCAUUCCUACAGACCGCGCAAGGCGAUAGAACAUGUCUACAUGCUGCCUUCUUAGGAAAAUUGAAUCUCAGAACGGCCAGAAUGCUGCUAGAGAAUGCCAACGACAAUGCGUUGGCAGCCCAAGACGAUAAUAAGAAUACGCCAAUGCACUAUGCAGCAUCGUUCAAGCAAUGUACUGCUGCUGGUGCUGAAAUCAUGGCCCUGUUUAUCGCCCGGGAUCUGGAUGCUACACGGCAGAAAACAUCAUCCGAGACAACUUUUCUCGAUUUAGCAAAUGCUGAAGGGCACACGGGUCGAUUGGACGUCAAGUCAGAGCAAGUUAACCUGGCCAUUGAAGCUCCUCGUAACGCCAACAAGCCCAAUAUUACUGCUGAUAGGAGUGCGAAAAGAAGAAUUUGCAAGGAAAUACUCCUAAAAUUGAAGCUACACUACAUGAGAACUAGGAGCUCCGAGAUGGUACUUUCUUUCCUCUACGGAGCAAAUAUGAAUGAUGUCCAAAUCAGCUUUGAUUACGAUCGUUUGCCGGCCAAGGUUGUAUGGAACGAGUUUGUGAAGCAGUUCGGCCAAGACAACGAAUCCGGCUUAAAAUUUGAUAGAGUAUUGCAGUAUGUGACGUUUCCCCGAGUCGAGGUGACCGUCAAGGGUCGUCUUACGGACCUUGAGAGUGAAGCAGAAGAUAGGCAGCAGGAGUAUCUUGGUCGCAAAGACAUGGUGUACUUUUUUAACUGGCUUUAUAAGAAGGGGGUCCGCCACAUUAUCAGAGUAUCUGUCAAUGACUCUGGUGACCUGGGAGAAAAGGUUCAUACAGACCGGUCUAUUCAACAAUGUCUUGAACGUUUUGUCGUUGAAUCCCUUUAUUGGCAAAAGACAGACUUGGAUCCUGAAACGAUCCUGAGAGUGAGUGCAAGGAGCUUGGAGAAGGUGGUACCCACAAACGAAGAUCCAAACCAUGUGGAGCUUGUUCCGGAUAGGCAAUUAAGAGAGCUGUGGCUAAGAUGGAGUGGGAGUAAUGCUGUGCUUCGGGCAUGGAGCGAGCCGGAAGGCUUGCCAAUGCUGCCUCGAUUAGAAAAAGUCCAUCUUCUUACCCCAGCGGCCAGCAAGAUGUACGACGAUUCCCAGUGGAUCAAAAAAAAGUUUGAAAAGUUUGGAGUAAGACUCAACAAGAACUUUAGAGACGCUCGAGACAAGAGGCUCCAAUUGGGAGAAGAGGAUGCAUUCGGAGCAACUGGAGAGGUUAAGGUUUCACUCAAAGCCGUAGAUGUUGACGGCGACUCUAAGCUGACAGCUCGAGGCGUCUCUAAUUUCACGUCGUCUACUCCUGUCAAGGGUAUCAACUCACAUCGAUGGUUAGGCUCAACGUCCAGAUUUGCUGGCAAUAUGAAGCAUUUUUGGGAUGCUAGACUAGAGCAAUGGAGUAACAGUCCGAACAAGCCAAUGCGCCCCGAAAGUAACGUCGAAGGCGACGUAGAAGACGAUGUUGUUGUGGCUUUGAUCGAUGACGGCAUCGAUAGGUUGGACAAUACCCUUUCUGGUCAAGUUCUGGAAGGGAAGAGUUUUGACUACCAUGACGGCCAAGUGCGGCCGCCUUUCUCAUCGGCGAGAGGCCACGGAACAGUCAUGGCCAGCAUGAUUCUGCGGGUAUGCCCUAUGGCCAAGAUAUAUCCUAUACGACUCAGGACUUACGACACAGACGGAGGCAAAAGCCAGAUCGACCGAAAAUACGCGGCACAGGCAAUCAAAGCAGCGCUCGCUAAAAAAGCCACUAUUAUAUCCAUGUCAUGGACGCUGCCGAAAUCAUCACCCGAGAAUGAAACUGAAGAUGAGCCCGUCAGACAAAAGGUCCUCAUGUUCUGCUCGUCGCCUGAUGAAGGGAAAUUCACCGAACUCGACUAUCCAAGCGGCCCCUGGCGCGACCACUUCUUCCGUAUCGGCGCUGCCCGUGCUGAUGGCACCGUUUUUGAAUGGACUCCCGACGACGGCAUUUCCUUUGUCCUCCCCGGCGUCGACGUAGUGAAAGAACAGGCGGGGAGGACCUCGUCCGAGACGCAGUCGCUUGGCGUCACAAGUCGCGUGGCUGACUUCAAGUACGAGACGGGCUCGAGCGUGGCUACAGCUCUGGCUGCUGGCCUGGCCGCCAUGAUUAUAUACUGCGUAAAGGCCAGUAUCAUGGCUAUUAGAAUCGCCUAUCCGAACUCGGAGUCUGUCAUAGGCAUCGCAAUUACAAACGACCAUUUGGCGAGGAUUUCCAAGCACGAUGCCAUGAAGCAAGCUUUCUCUACCUUGGGCAAGGUAACGCCCAACAGGUUUAUUCAGGUAUGGGAAAAGCUGGACGCUAUUAGCGGUGUACUGGAGGCGGCACGGUCUAGGGAGCCCACAGAAGAGGAGCAAAGGAAACUCACGCAGUCCUUUGUAAAUUUUGGGUCAAUGCUCCUCAAU
This is a messenger RNA of Trichoderma atroviride IMI 206040, 2628 nucleotides long. NCBI's taxonomy places the organism in Eukaryota, Fungi, Ascomycota, Sordariomycetes, Hypocreales, Hypocreaceae. The record is from RefSeq and is a predicted model, not a curated record.